AUGGAUGAAGCUAUGACAGCUAGCCUGGAGGGUGGCCAAAGUGCCAAGUCCAGGGAAGAAGCUGAGCUGUGUCUUCGUGUGGCCAGCGCCUUGAAGACCAGCGCUGUGCGAAAAGCCUUGGAAACGGAGGGCUUUGUUGUGUUGAAACAGUUCAUCAAUUUGGAGAGCAUCCAGCGCUUGCGAGAGCUUGUCCAGGGAGACUUGGAGAGUAUAUGGCCUGAGGGACUUGUGGACUCGACACCCGUGAAGCUGGAUGGUCCUCCCAAGAUGCGGCUGGUGGAUCUGAAGGCCAUGAAUUUUGGCUAUGGAAAGUUCGCUUAUCUUCAGGAACCAUUGCCUUCACCAAUGAAUGCACUGCGAAGUGCACUCUACACUGAGUUGCUCCCUGUGGCCAACACCCAGAUCUCUAUGUUUCAAGCAGAGAUCUUUCCAAAACGCCUGGCCCUUGAGGAGUAUCCGCCAACGAUCGAAGACUUCUGGGAGAUCUGCAGAAACGCCCAGCCUCCACAGAGGCUUCCGACCUCCAUCUGCCUGAGGUAUUGCCCCACCGGCUUCAUGGAACCACAUCGAGAUCUUCAGGGUACCAUCAUGUUUCCCUUCCAAGUGAUGUGUCCUCUAAGCAACCCAGGCGAAGACUAUGAAGGAGGGAAAUUCUUUGUUCAGCCUGGAAAGAAAGAUGUCGGGCGCCAACACUGCCAGGAGUUGUUCAAGGGGGAUGUGGUGAUUUUUCGCAGCGGUCUCUACCAUGGCCUGGAAAAAUUGGCCAAGGGCACCCGCUUUGCGAUCGCCAUGCAAUUUGCCCUGUCGCACUUGAUGGAAAAUCCUUCGUUGCCCAGAAGGACUUGGGAAGAGAAGCAAGAAUUAGCCAAGCGAUGUGAAGCGGAAGCGGAGCAACAGAACUGUCACGGCGGACAAAAACAUCGCAGCUGCGGUGGUCAGGAUCA
Messenger RNA from Cladocopium goreaui, 944 nucleotides. The record is from the annotation of a GenBank genome assembly. Lineage: Eukaryota; Dinophyceae; Suessiales; Symbiodiniaceae.